GAUAAUAAAAUUUGCGCAAGCGUGAUUAUGAUUCUUGAUAGGUAUCAAAUAAAUUUUUCAUUCGUUAAUAUUUUUGUUGACAUUACUAUAAAAUCUCAAGUUGGCAGGAGAGGUUUCUAUAAGAGCAAAUAAUUUCUUUUUAAAAAUGAUUGAAUUUAAUGAUAAAAAAAUCAAUAAUAAAACACCUGAAGAAAUUGGAUUGGAUUCAUCAACAUCACAAAUUGUAACAUGUGAUUGUAUUGAAAUAUCAGAAGCAUCAUUAAACAAUGACAAUGAACGUGCUGGUUGGGAAAAUAAAUUUGAUUUUUUAUUUAGUUGUAUAAGUGUCUCGGUGGGUUUAGGAAAUAUUUGGAGAUUUCCAUAUUUAUGCUACAAAAAUGGUGGUGGUGCAUUUAUAAUAACAUAUAGUAUUGCUAUGAUUUUUUGUGGUAUACCAAUAUUUUUUCAAGAAGUUGCUAUUGGACAAUAUCUCGGAACAAGUGGAAUUAAUUUAAUCGGUCAACUUUGUCCAAUUUUACAAGGUGUUGGAUAUGCCACAAUGACAAUUGUUUUUUUUCUCAAUAUAUAUUAUUGUAUAAUAAUUGCUUGGACUAUUUUCUAUUUAAUAAGUACAUUUAGCCAACUUCCAAAUUUACCAUGGAGCAAUUGCAAAAAUUAUUGGAAUACUGAUAAUUGUUAUACAUUAAAUAUUUCAUUAUUAAAUACUAAUAAUAAUGGAAAUCAUACUUCAUCAGUUGAAGAAUAUUGGGAACGACGUGUUUUAAAUGUUACAAAUGGAAUUGAUAAUAUUGGUAAAAUACAGUGGGAAUUAUUGACUUGUUUAACAAUUGGUUGGAUAAUAAUUUAUUUAAUAAUUCGUCGUGGUAUUCAUCAAAGUGGAAAAAUCAUAUGGUUUACAGCAUUAUUUCCAAAUUUUGUAUUGAUUAUAUUACUAAUAAGAGCUGUAACAUUAAAAGGUGCAAUUAUUGGUAUUAAAUAUUAUAUAACACCAAAAUGGGAAGUACUUUUAACAUCUGAACCAUGGAUUGAUGGUGCAACACAAAUUUUUUUUGCCUACAGUAUUGGAACUGGUGCAUUGCCAGCUCUAGGAUCAUUCAAUAAAUUUCAUCAUAAUUCUUUCAAAGAUGCAAUGAUAACGUGUAUUGUCAAUACAUUAACAUGCCUAGUUGCUGGAUGUGUUACAUUUUCGAUUCUAGGACAUAUUGCACAUGAACAAAACACAGAUGUAUCAAGUGUUGUUAAAAGUGGACCAGGUCUUGUUUUUUCAACAUAUCCACAAGUUAUAUCAAAAAUACCUGGAUCACCAAUUUGGGCUGGAAUAUUUUUUUUCAUGCUAAUUAUGCUGGGCAUUGACAGUGAAUUUUGUACUGUUGAAGCAUUUAUAACUGGAAUUAUUGACAAUUGGCCAAAUAUAUUACGACAACAACGAAAUAAAUUUACACUUAUUAUUUGUUGUUUAAUGUUUAUCCUAGGAAUUCCAAUGGUAACUCAGGGUGGUGUUUAUAUAUUUCAAUUAAUGGACACGUAUUCUGCAAGUGGUAUAUCAAUACUUUGGGUUUGUUUUUUUCAAACAAUUGCAAUAUCAUGGAUAUUUGGAACAAAACAAUUUACAAAUUGUAUUUAUAAAAUGAUGGGAAUUGAGCUUAGUAAAUUUUGGUCAUUUUGUUGGCUAAUUUUUGCACCAGUUAUAAUGAUUUGUAUAUUUAUAUUUCAAUGUAUUGAAUUGAAACCAUUGAAAUAUGGAGAUUUUUAUGAAUACCCAAUUUGGUCUCAGGUUAUUGGGUAUUUAAUUAGUUUGUCGUCAAUGAUUUGGAUACCGGGUUAUGUAAUUUAUUAUGUUACCACCGAGCCACAAUCAAUCAAAAAGAAUUUUUUAAAAGGAUUGAAAGCGAAUAUUUCAAAGUCUCGAGGUAAAGAUUCAUCGAAAAAUAAAAUUAUUAUUCCAAUAUCGGAAAGUAAUGAUGAAUUAAUUACACAUAAUCAUAGCUUUUCAAGUCAACAUAAAUGA
Aphidius gifuensis is the source of this 2008-nucleotide messenger RNA. RefSeq names its product sodium- and chloride-dependent GABA transporter 1-like. The transcript is spliced from 9 exons. Bases 146 to 2008 code for a protein of 620 amino acids. Gene Ontology annotation, cellular component: membrane. NCBI's taxonomy places the organism in Eukaryota, Metazoa, Arthropoda, Insecta, Hymenoptera, Braconidae. The record is from RefSeq and is a predicted model, not a curated record. Gene Ontology annotation, biological process: sodium ion transmembrane transport.